This is a messenger RNA of Labeo rohita (rohu), 2596 nucleotides long. It is a transcript of the gene steap3, whose product is annotated as STEAP family member 3, metalloreductase. The transcript is spliced from 5 exons. Bases 163 to 1620 code for a protein of 485 amino acids. Gene Ontology annotation, cellular component: endosome; plasma membrane. Gene Ontology annotation, biological process: copper ion import. The record is from RefSeq and is a predicted model, not a curated record. Gene Ontology annotation, molecular function: ferric-chelate reductase (NADPH) activity; cupric reductase (NADH) activity. NCBI's taxonomy places the organism in Eukaryota, Metazoa, Chordata, Actinopteri, Cypriniformes, Cyprinidae.
CUAUGUUCUAUACAGAUAGUUCAUGUAUGAUAAGGAAUGACUUUUUCUGCACGGUCUCAUAUCUCCAGUCCACAGUAAGGGACGCGCACCGGUUUUACAGUCCUGUAACAGCACAGCACAGUCCAAAAGUCACCAGAAAAAGUUAUAUGAAAGUGGUUCAUUAUGGCAGAAGAUAUGACAACUCCUUUGCUCUCAGACUCUGAAGCCCCAGCUGAUGCUGAUGCUCCAUCUGUAUGUCUAACCAGCCCAACGGUUGCCAUACUCGGUUCUGGAGACUUCUCUCGCUCACUGGCUGUGCGGCUGGUAGCUUCAGGUGUGCGAGUUGUGGUUGGGAGUCGCUGUGUAAAUCGCCUACCAUCAGGACUGUUCCCUGAAGCAGUGGAAUUGAGGAACCAGGAGGGAGCAGUAUCACAAGGAGUGUGUCUGGUGUUCAUGGCCUUGUUCCCUGAGCAUUACCACUCCUUGAUGGGGCUACGGUCUGCACUGGCAGGGAAGGUGCUUGUGGAUGUAAGUAACGCAGAAGAGAUAAAGAUCAAUGGGCUGUCCAAUGCGGAACGACUAGCUGAGCUGUUUCCAGACAGUAUAGUGGUCAAAGGUUUUAACACGAUUUCAACCUGGGAGCUGCAGACUGGGGCUCAUGAUGGAAGCAAACAGGUCCUGAUCUGCAGUAACAGUACAGAGGGAAAGAAGAAAGUUGUGCAGUUGUCUCGUCAGAUGGGGUUCCACCCGGUGGAUAUGGGUGGUUUGUCUUCUGCUCGAGAAAUUGAGGUAGCCCCAUUGCGGCUGUUCCCAUCUUGGAGUGGCCCGGUUGUUGUCACCUUCCUCCUUUUUCUCUUCUUCUACGGCUAUGGGUUCCUGCGGGGAAUUUUGCUACCAUUUCUUGCACAAGGACAAAACGCUUUCUACCGCCUCGCUGUUGACCUGGUGAACGAGAGUUUGCCAGCAGUAGCCUUAGUGACCCUGGCACUCGUAUACUUCCCAGGAUUGUUUGCUGCAUGGCUGCAGCUCUGGAGGGGCACCAAGUAUCGGCGUUUCCCAUCCUGGUUGGACAACUGGUUGCAGCGGAGGAAACAACUGGGCUUGUUGAGCUUCCUUUGUGCAGCAUUGCAUGGUGUCUAUAGUCUUUGCCGGCCACUGCGCAGAGUAACACUGCUCAGGCUUGUCAAUACUGCCUACAGACAGGUUAAAGCAGGUACAGAGGAGCCCUGGGAUGAGCUGGGUGUUUGGCGAUCUGAGUUGUACCUUUCUUGUGGAGUGUUGGGUCUGGGUGUCCUCUCUUUACUGGCCAUCACGUCCCUUCCCUCAGUGGGCAACAGUCUCAACUGGAGAGAGUUUACAUUUGUACAGUCAAGUUUAGGCUACAUUGCUCUGACUCUGUCCAUCAUGCACACACUCUUCUUUGGCUGGGAUUUUGCGUUCCACAUUGAAGCAUAUCCAUUCUACAUGCCGCCAAGCUACUUAUUGGCUGUAGUUCUACCCUGUAUCGUUCUGGUGUGCCGCUGCUUUCUUCUUCUACCAUGCAUCUUCACAAGAUUGACACGAAUUCGCCGAGGAUGGGAGAGUAAACGCUACUGUCCCGUCUUACAGCACCACCAUGUGGUGGCUAAUGGAAUACCAUAAAAGUCUGGGAAAGAAUACCAGAACACCUAUUUUUAAAAACAUGGUGUAAUUAAGGACUUAUAUAAAAUGAAGUGUUAAACGGAUAUACAUUUGGUAGUGAAGUGGUCAACACUUUAGAGAUGCAGGUCAAAAAAUCUCUCAAGUGGAAAGCAAGUGAACAACACAUUACAGCCAAGAUGCGCAUUGGCCAAGGGCUAAACACAAACUGAAACAGGUAAAGGAUUUUUUUUUAAAAGGUCAAAUUCUGACUAGUCUAAGAAGUUUCAUCUAAAAUGGGAACAAUAAUAAUAUGCUGAGACUGGCAUACUGGCAAAUCUGUCUCAUCUUUGUACAGCUAGUAAAAAAGUAAAAAGACAGAUAUGAUAAGGUAAAUUUUAUAGUCAAGUUGAGAAUUCUGAAUGGAUGUUAGUGUUACACAGACUACAGCUCUGCUCACAUGUACACAGUACCUCAGGACAUUCAGCUCUCUAUUUCUGCUCACUAGAAUAUAAAAUCCAUCAUCAGUGUUUUGUUCUGAUAUACGAGUCUUACAAAUAUGCAGAGACUCAAAACUCAGGGCUGUAUCACACAGCUUUUAGCUUAGUAAAAAGACUGAAAGACUUGUCAUUUGUACCAAGGUAUUGGAGCCUUCAAUAACUUCUGACUCAACUUUUGCAACUCUCUUUAUGCACUAAAAGGACUUAACAUGUGACUUAUAUUAUGUCAGUACCUCAGAUGAUUGUCCUCAGGGCCAGUUACUGUGUAAACUCAAUUUGCAAACUCCAUCUGUAACAGGAAGGCCAUCAUUAUACUGAGUACCAAUAAACUGCAUUACAUUUAUGUGUGCAAACUGUUAUAAAAAAAGCCUGUGUGAAAUUAUUAUCUGUAAUUAUGUAAACAGUUUCAAAGUAAUGUUUGGAUGUCUAGUUAUUUAUACAGACACACAAUAAAAAUUCUAAUUCAGAAUGGUUCAGUUGUACAGACUGCAUAUGCUGCU